GGCGGCCGGGGCGGCUCGGCGGGCCGACAAUAGCCGACCGGCGGGACUCGGCGGGCGGGCGGCGGCCAGUCGCGGGGAGCGCACGGCGGAGCCGGCUGGAUCUGUGCGGACGGACGGAGAGCGCCGGCUGUGACCGCCGAGCCAGUGUGCAGGAGGGGAGCUGUCCACUGUUCAGUCUGCGGUGACGAAUCGGCGGUCAGCAGCGACCUUCAGACAGCGGGCGCCAUGUCGGCCAAGCGCAAGUCGCCACCGUCGAAGCUGUCGGACGCGGAGGGAGACGUAGACCUGGCGAUGUCGGAGAGCGUUGGAGCGCUGAGCGGCGACGGUCGAGAGUCACCUGCCGGUCAGGGCGGGGGCGGCGGGGGCGGCGGCGAUGGCGGCGGCCUCAGCCCGCGGCACGAGCCGCCUAGCGCCGGAGAGGAGCUGCUGGCGCAGCGGCGCAGCAUGGAGAGCGUGCUGCGGCGGCUCUCCUCGCGGCUCCUGGACGAGGCCGGCCCGCCCGUCAGCUCGGCAGAUGCCUCUAUGCCGGACGUGUCCCGCUCCCACCCGGAUCUGCUGCCAAUGCUGGUGGACAAACAUCAGAUGGAUCCGCAUAAGAUCCAGGAGAUGAUCGAACAGCUGAGGCUGGUGCAGCACAGCAUCCAGCUGCGGCAGCAGCAGGAGCAGCUUCGACAGCAGCAACAGCAGCAGCAGCAGCUAAAGUUUCUGCAACAGCGUCACCAGGACAGUCUGGAGCGUGCGGCGGCCGCCGGACUCCGGCCCCCGGAGAUGCUCGGCGUGCCGCACCCCCUGCUGCUCUACCCGUUCCUGGGGCCGCCCUUCCGUGGACUGGCACCGCCCUCCGCCCAGCCACCGACUCCGACUCCGACUCCGACUCUGGCGCCGGGAUCGACUCUCUCGCCGCCCACACAUCCGGUAUACUCGUGGGCUUCAGCGGCGCAGGCUCAGAUGAAUCAUCAGCAACAGCAGCUCCAGCAGCAGCAGCAGGAGCAGCAACAGCACCAGCAGCAGCAGCAGCAGCAGCAACAGCAGCAGCAGCAGCAGCAGCAGCAGCAGCAGCAGCAGCAGCAGCAGCAGCAGCAGCAGCAGCAGGCGUCCAUCCCGCCGCCGCCGCCGCUGCUGCCCUCAGAUGACGGUCCUCUGAACCUGACCAAGAGCCGCGACUCUCCGUCGCCGGCCGGAGUAGGCUCUCAGAGGCAGCAGCAGCAGGCGCAUCAGCGGCCUGAGCCGGCGGCGGCGCCGUUCUCCGUGUUCCCGCCGCAGCCCCUGAUGCCGUCUCCUUUCAUGCCGUACGGUCUGCCGCCGGGCAUGGCGGGUCUUCCGCCGUCCUCCGUCGACCAAUUUAAGCUGGAUCUGCCAACAUCGGUCGCCGGCGGCCCGUCCCCGGUCGGCGGACUGCCGCUCUCGCUGGCCGGAGGUGUACCCACCUCCGUCAGAGACGGCCCGCUGCCGCUGCACAUGCUGUACCCGACUGGGAGGCUAGGUAACGGCCUCUCCGGCCUCACCAUGGUGUCACCGCCCGGGAGGGCUGGAGAGGAGGCAGGGAAGGCAGACUCGGAGCUCGGAACCGCGGCCACCUGCACCACUAAGCUAUUUGGAGCUAAGAUAAUACGCCAGCAGCGAAAGGACAGCAGCGGCAAGCCCCAUAUCAAGCGGCCAAUGAACGCAUUCAUGGUCUGGGCCAAGGACGAGCGCAGGAAAAUACUCAAGGCCUGCCCUGAUAUGCACAACUCCAACAUUAGCAAAAUACUCGGUGCUCGGUGGAAGGCGAUGACCAACGAACAAAAACAGCCCUACUACGAGGAGCAGUCCCGUCUGAGCAAACAGCACAUGGAGGAGCACCCCGAGUACCGGUACCGGCCGCGGCCCAAACGUACCUGCAUCGUCGACGGCAAGAAGCUGCGGAUCUCCGAGUACAAGGCCCUGAUGCGGCGGCGCCGGCAGGAGAUGCGCAGCCUCUGGUGUCGGGAGGGUAUGACCGACCUGCCCGGUCUGCUGAGCCCGGCAGCGCUGGCUGAACAGGGCGCGUCGGCCGCCGCCGGAGCGGCCGGAGCCUCAGCGCUCUCGCCACAGCCCAGCCCCACCACCUCGCGUGACUCGGCGUCUCCGUACUCCCCACUGGGGGCGGCAGCGGCGGUUAGUGCCGCUGAGCCCACCGCCGGUCUGGUGUAAACGGCAGGUGAUCGGUGGACACGGGAUACCGUCUGAGGACCGACCGGCUGCCGCGGGAACGAUGAGGAUUAGCAGGUACUUAUAGGCAGCUUAGGCCGGGGAGGACGGAAACGGUAAGCUGCUGAAGCAGCGGACCGAUCGGUGACUAUAAUAUGGGCAACUAAAGCUGAGGGCUGGUCGGUGACUGGAGCAGACAACUGUUGCCAAGGAACCGCAUGGCACAGGGAGCUGUAUGAAGGGCCAGACUUGGCUGCAUCCAUGAAGCAUCGGGUGACUUCGUCGUAGGGACAUAGGGAAUCCUCAGCUGCUGCGGAGCCCACGGGACCUCACCCUUUCGUGGAAGCGCUGGCUGUCUCGGAAAGAGCCCUCGCAUCUGUCGCCUAGUACGUACUUAUGUCUGUCGAGCCUGGCGUUGUGAAAGAGCGCUGACAGCACACCUGGAAGCCCGCCUCCCCUGACAAUGGUCCAUGUUGUUAGCUAGAUUACGUGAUCUCUCACACGACGCCUGCGAGUCAGGACGAUAAUGCCAAGAGCGGAGCUGACUUCGUGUCAGAGAAGCCGACUCUGGGUGUUGAGAUGAGCUGAUGACUCUACAUAGCCAAUUCUGAGUGCGUCUAAGAGUUGAAGGCCGAGUACAGUUCAGUGUCGGUCUUUGCCAUUGUCGGGAAGCACAGUACCGUGAUUGUGACUGCGAAUGCGGAAAAUACUCAAUGUUUGCUUCGUAUGUGUUGCUGGCUGAGGAUCAUAACGAUCGCUCACCCAGUAGCCAGAUUGACGGGCUAAGAGAUCUUUUUGUGUCAAACGACUGUUUCGGGGUCGGAGGCAGGUUUCAGCACUGAUGGCUAAAUAUUUUGGAAUUAUUUAUUCACGUUCACCAGGAAACCUCGUCCCAGCAGUCCCAUGGUCUCGUGUUCAAACAUCUAAGCCUUCUUACUUUUUCAGUGUGCUGCAUUGUCGGACUCUAAACCUGUUCCUCUCUUGUAGUAUGUGAAUCUUUCCUCGCGUGUCUUUGAUUGCUUUGCGCUGAGUUUUAUACUGGGACCACGCGCCGCCCUCGUUGGAUCUAGAACAUAGCGUUUCCACGGGUGAUUGCAAUGUUGUGGACGGCGCGGAGUCAUGUGGUAAUGUUGUCGUUGGAGGGGACGAGAAAUGUACAUAUAACAUAUCCAGUCAGCGACGGCGGGCUCUGGUGGUGAGCGGACACCACCUGUUAUUUAUUUCCCUCUGCCGGGGCACUCUGCGCCGGCGCGAGGCCUGGUUGUGUCCGGUGUGACGACAGAGCCGUGCAGAGCUGUUGUGUCGGUAGGUGUGCCGCGUCGCUGUCCCCAGCAGACGCGGACGUAUGUGUUUGUAUGUGUGUCGAUCCCCACCCCGCCUGACCUGUUCCCAAACAGUCGGCCCUCCCGCUCUACCCAACCGCUCUCGGUCCUGCUCACGAGCGCUCUCUCUCUGCAUCGGACACUGGGGCAGACCGACUGACCGUGUCCCUGUCUCGCUGUUGGCAGUCGAGGAGACACGGCAGACCGCUCGCCAGGCGCCGUGAAUCCCCCGUUUGGACACAAACGCCGUCUUGUAAUGUCCCACCCCCUCGGCAGCAGUGUUGAUUUUACUAUUGUUGUGCCAAAUGUUUAGAUGGAGAUCACUUAAUAUAUUGAAACUGUAA
Amphibalanus amphitrite is the source of this 3835-nucleotide messenger RNA. Its product is annotated as transcription factor SOX-5-like. The transcript is spliced from 8 exons. NCBI's taxonomy places the organism in Eukaryota, Metazoa, Arthropoda, Thecostraca, Balanomorpha, Balanidae. Gene Ontology annotation, cellular component: nucleus. Gene Ontology annotation, biological process: regulation of transcription by RNA polymerase II; cell fate commitment. The coding region runs from base 226 to 2172 and encodes 648 amino acids. Gene Ontology annotation, molecular function: DNA-binding transcription factor activity, RNA polymerase II-specific; RNA polymerase II cis-regulatory region sequence-specific DNA binding. The record is from RefSeq and is a predicted model, not a curated record.